GUGAGAGAUCAUCUCAUUUCCCAUGCAUUCCAUUGAGUACCAAAUUAUGCACCCCAAAAUGUACCAAUUCUCGCCGGAAUCCUCCACCGGCUCCGUCGAGGUGCUCCCCUUCGACGAGAACGACUCCGAGGAGAUGCUCCUCCUCGACGUGCUCACCGCGGCCUCGGCCGACAAUUCGGCGCAUCGGAUCCGGCCCAAGGAGGAGGGAGUGGGGUCGCGGAGCUACCGGGGCGUGCGGCGGCGGCCGUGGGGGAAGUUCGCGGCGGAGAUCCGGGACUCGACGCGGCACGGGGUGCGGGUGUGGCUGGGGACCUUCGACAGCGCGGAGGAGGCGGCGAUGGCCUACGACCAGGCGGCGUUCGCGAUGCGGGGGCCCGCCGCGGUGCUGAAUUUCCCCGCGGAGGCGGUCCGGGAGUCGCUGCGCGGCGCGGAGUACCGCCGGCUGGUGGCGGGCGCCGAGGAGGAGGGGGUGUCGCCGGUCAUGGCGCUGAAGCGGCGGCACUCGAUGCGGCGGAGGAGGAAUUCAACGGCGGCGGCGGCGGCGGCAGUGGCGGUGGCGGGGAGGAAGGGGAGGAGAGGGAGGGAGGUGAGUGGGGUGGUGGAGUUGGAGGAUUUGGGAGCAGAGUAUCUGGAGGAGCUUCUCAGGAGCACUUCAGAGGUUGCAACUCCUUGAUACAACUAAGUCCAUAUAUAUCUGAUCAAUCCGGAGCUCGGCGCAGAUGAAAGACGCACUAACAAAUUACACUGUGAAAGCAUAGUCUACCGCCGUGCAUCGACAGUAUCGAUCGUACUCUCUGAGUUUGUUUAGCUCUGUCAUGAAGCGCAUUGCUAUUUGUUGAAGUGUUGUUUGAGUAAUACUCUUAUGAAAGGUAUAUAUUAUUUUUUUUAGAGCAAAAUCAGAAGCAGUGAAUCAGAAUUUUUCUUUUCAAAACUCAAAUUACUUUUUUUACCUUUCUGUUGCAGUGAAACAUUUAGAUUUUCUUUUUAUUAGCUAAAUAUUUUAUUAAAAUCUACUGCCGCUAAAAACAGAAAUAUAAGUUAGAACAACAAAUCCUAAAUUGGAUGUGUAAUUAAUUGAAUUAUCAUUUUUGGCUAGCCAUGACACAGACGUAAAUACUAAAAAAAUGAGAACUUCGCAAGAAUUUGUUAGUGCUCCUUGCACCUGAGCUCAACUCGGCUGUUUCUAUCUGUAUGACUUUUGCUCUCUUUUAAUCUCUCCAUUUGUUUUUCUCCAUUUGUUUAGAGUGUUAAGUAGAAGUUGAUUUU
Molecule: messenger RNA, 1266 nt
Organism: Ananas comosus (pineapple)
Lineage: Eukaryota; Viridiplantae; Streptophyta; Magnoliopsida; Poales; Bromeliaceae
Product: ethylene-responsive transcription factor 1B-like
Exons: 1
Coding region: 23-673 (216 amino acids)
Biological process (GO): ethylene-activated signaling pathway; regulation of DNA-templated transcription
Molecular function (GO): DNA-binding transcription factor activity; DNA binding
Source: RefSeq, a predicted model, not a curated record